Mugil cephalus (flathead mullet) is the source of this 3214-nucleotide messenger RNA. It is a transcript of the gene map6b, whose product is annotated as microtubule-associated protein 6b. Gene Ontology annotation, molecular function: microtubule binding; calmodulin binding. Gene Ontology annotation, cellular component: microtubule; Golgi-associated vesicle; cis-Golgi network. Lineage: Eukaryota; Metazoa; Chordata; Actinopteri; Mugiliformes; Mugilidae. The coding region runs from base 370 to 1524 and encodes 384 amino acids. The record is from RefSeq and is a predicted model, not a curated record. Gene Ontology annotation, biological process: cytoskeleton-dependent intracellular transport; microtubule cytoskeleton organization; regulation of microtubule cytoskeleton organization. The transcript is spliced from 3 exons.
ACACACACACACACACACACACGCACACGCGCGCACAAAAGUGGGUGGGGUCGCUUUGAUGCGCAACGAGACAGCAAUGUGUGUACCACACAGCGAGCCCCAAAGUCUUAAACUAAAAUAAGAGCAAAAUAUCCUGCAGGAGGAGGAGGAGGAAGACGAGAAAGAGGGAGGCGUGCAGGCUCUUUUCCUCCAUUAAGUCUCUGGAAAAGAUUAGAUUUACUCAACGGAGGAAUAACCCUGCCUGGACAAACCCUAAAACGGUUUCGAGUCGUGAGUAGGACGUUUAUUCACACGUUUAUCCCUGAUUUGCCUUUGUGCGUUUGGUAUUAUUUUUUUUUUAUUAUUUAUCUAGUCCUUGAACUGAACGCUAUGGCAUGGCCGUGCAUCACGCGUGCUUGCUGCAUCAACCGGUUCUGGACAGAGCUGGAUAAAGCGGACAUCGCGGUGCCUUUGGUUUUCACCAAAUACUCCGAUGUGGCCGACGUGCAGCACCUGGCGCAUCACCCGCAGCCGCGGCAGAAGAAGGCCGGCGCCAUCGCCAUAGAAACCCAGCCUCAUCCCUGCGAGCAGGAGGCUGGGAAGGCACCGCCCGCGACGGGUGCCGCAGCGGGCAAAGAUGGCUCUACUGCGUCCGUCAUGCGCCAAGACUUCAAGGCGUGGAGAGUGCGCCCCGAGCCGAGCUGCAAGCCCAGGAACGAGUACCACCCAUCGGCGACCCCGUUCAACACCGAGACCCAGUAUCAGAAGGAUUACAAGCCGUGGCCUAUCCCGAAGAAGCACGACCACCCGUGGAUCCCCAAACCCAGCCCCACCGGAGGGCCGGAGCGGAGCGCGGGGGGCGGCAAGCUGGAGCACGCGGCCGCCGAGGCCGAGACCGGCGUGGAGAAGAGUGAGAUCGAGGAGAAGAUGCAGGAGAAGGAGUCAAAAAAGGCGCCGAAGAGGAGCGUGAAGAGGGAAAAGUCAGCAGAGAGGAAAACGGGUGAGAAGACGGAGGGCCAGAUGCCCGCAGAUGUGAGCGCGGAGCAGAAGAAAGGCAGAGCGGCCGCAGACGCUCUCAACAGACAGAUAAAGGAGGUCAUGUCCACUUCCAGCAGCUACAGGACCGAGUUCAAGGCGUAUAAGGACGUGAAGCCCGUGAAGGCCAUCAAGGCAACGUCUCAGUACAAACCCCCCGUGGAGGAGACCAGCCUGGAGACCAGCUACAGCGCCACGUACAAGGGGGAGCAGGUGAAGGCCCAGUUGGGUGACAACAAGCAGCUGGAGCGCAGGAGGAUACGCAGCCUGUACAGCGAGCCGAGCAAGGAGCCCCCCAAGGCAGAUAAACCGGUGUCCCGCACCAAACCGAAAAAGGCGCCGACAACAACAACAGGGAGGAUGGUGAAAAAAGCUAAAGAGAAGCAGAUUUCUAGUUCCCAGUCAGCCAAGAAGAAACCCUCCCCGGGCGCCUCAGAGCCAACACCCGACGGAGCCGUCACGAAGAAGAGCAAAGAGAUCAGUAACAGACUGGCUGAAGCGAAACAGUAGAAGGAGUCCACCUCCUUGUUGAUGAAUUAGACGAAUCUCUUCCCUUUUUAUUUUACUUUCUUACCUGUUUUUGCCGUCCUGUCAUUCAUGUUCACUGUUGAACGGGCACUAGUGUUGAGCUUUUAGAUUAAUGCAAAUAAUUUCACUGUAAACUAUGCGUGUGUGAGUGUGUUCGCGCGCGUGCGUGGGCGCGCGAACGUGUGUGACUCCUCGUGUUGUUGGUGCACAGAACCGCUUUAUAUAUUAUUGAGCACAUAAUUUGCACAUAUGAGUUCAUAUUUUCAAACUUUAAAAAAAAAAAAAAAACAAGAAGAAGAAGGAGCCAUCGGUACACAUGUACGCGUGUGAAAGGGCAUUUUUACCUUUUGUCUGAAUGGACGACAGUUGAGAUCGACAUUUAAAUGAUUGUAAAAAACGAAAUAACGUCGAGACUGUGUGUCAUGAAAAGGGGGGGGGGGGUUGUGAAAGUGCAAAAAUCUGUUCUUACGGUUGCGUUUCCCAGUUACAGUGCCUCCGCUGUAUGGUCCUGGUUUUCAUUUCAUUGUUCUGGAUGAUAUCUGGUUUCAUCAGUUUGGUUGCUAAGAAACCAAAUUAAGUGUAAUAUAAUUGCUACGGCUUGCAUGCGAGGCCCCCGUUUCUCGGUUGAGUAGCAACAUUUUAGCGGACACGGUCACGUUUUAGCUUGUAAAUUGAGCCUUUAACGAUAAAUGUAAAAGGAGUGGGGGGAGACCUUUUUUCGAAUAUACUGCAUGUGUAGAAAUAGGUUCAGAUCACACCAAAAGGUUACAUACGGCAAAUGAAAUCAUAGUCUAGUGGCUGUUAAAGCUGUAAAAUACACACACCAGCAGUAUGGUUGCACCCACUAAACAUAUUUCUUGCAGUCUACAUAAUGAACCGCUCCUUUAAUUUAAUAGGAAUACUGCAGUUUUUAUGAGGACUCUAAUUUGUGGCAUUGUACUCCACCCUCUCUGAGCUUUGACGCUGUAGCUGUGCAAACUACUAACUUAAAGAUAAAAAAAUAAAAAAUAUGCAAAUAGGCCUAAAAAGGGAGAGCCUAUGAUAUUUAUUCAACAAUUUUCACUCUGAAGGGGCUGAUCUCUCCAGGUGUUGAAGGACAAGGAAUGAGCCAGGACUUUAAGUUCAGCUCUUUAUAAAUGCUGCUGUCUGAAAAAACAAAAAAAAACAAAUGCGCAAAUCAAAACGUGUGUUCAUCGUGAGCGUGAUCCGAGGUGUUUUUAGCUAAAAUGUCAUCACAGCCCGGCCUUCACCCCUCUCUGGUUGUGAACGCACGCAUCCACCGUGAAUCCCUCAGCGGCCAGCGUCCUGGCAGCAGUGUGUGAGGGCCCCAGUCGAGCACUAGCUACCGUGAGUCUGCUUCCAGUUUAGGCUUCUCUGAGUGAGUGAGAGUUGUGGUUUUUUUUUUGUUUUUUUUGUCUCUGACCUCUUCAGCCUGCUGCCUGCAAGCAUCAAGUCUGACCCAACCACUAACAGUGCUGCUAUGCACUCCUACACCCUGGUGCUAUAUCUCUCAUCGUAUAUGCUGUCUGGUUCGGACUGCGUGUGGCGUCAGACCAGAGUGAAGUGAUGACAUGACGAUGUCAUACCAAUGCAGAUUUGUUGUGAUGUUGUGCUUGUAUUCUCGGCUUGCUCUGAAUGAACUCUCAUUAAAAAUGAUGAUACAGAAUCCUGA